CACUUCCGGGUCAUAUGACAGCAGCGGCUAAACUUAUGUCGACGGCGUCAAUUGGUUGAAAUAUAAGGUCAUGACCCUUAUCUUCAUUUCCGAAGAAGCAUGGCUGAGAAACGAAAACACUUAGCCGAGGAUGUUGUGGAAUACUUCCUUUUCCCGACUUUACCAGACUCACUGAAUAAGUCAGAAGUUGCAAAAUAUUUGGAGGAACUGUUGGAUUCGUACCUGGCGUUUGUUAGUCCUCUGGUCGUCGAUUACAUUUGGCAAAACGACCCGUUCUCCCUGGUAGUGACAGCUGAAGGUGAUCUUCCCGCCCACCUGUACGGAAGAACGAGUUUUGGCGAUAACAUUGACGAUGAGUGGUUUAUUGUUUACCUGCUGUUCAAGUUAACCAAGCAGUUUUCUGGGCUUAUUGCCAGGGUCGUAGAUAAUGAUGAGGAGUUUAUGUUGAUUGAAGCUGCUGAUGUUCUGCCCAAGUGGAUUGACCCUGAAACUGUUGAAAACAGAGUGUAUAUCUACAAUGGACAACUACACAUUAUCCCAUUGCCCCAGUCCCCCGCUGACAUCACAAGCCUGCCGGGGUCGGUGCCGUCCAUCAGUGACGCUGUCCAGUGUGUGCGGACCUGCUCCCCUGCAGCCGUAGCCUCGGCUAGUAUACAGCAGGCCGUACAGACACGGAUCAAUGAGUUUCCAGCUAAAACCAAAGAAAAUAUUCACUAUGCACACUGCUACAUCCCUGCCAACCUGGCAGCCAUCUUGGAAAAAAGACCCCAUUUGGUUUCCCAAGGGGUGUUGGCUUUCUACUACAGAGAUCCUAUUGACCUACGGUCAUGUCGAACUAUGCAAUAUUUCCGACCAGGGACACGAGUCAUCUCAAGGGUGAAAUUGACACGGUGUCUGUAUGCCCAGCUGAUGCAGCAGAAGUUUCAGCCAGACAAACGCAGUGGCUGGGUCCUUCCUAGUUCCAUUAACCCCAAGUACAAGGCCCAUGACCUUGGCAUGAAGCUGGCCCAUGGCUUUGAGAUUUUAUGUGCAAGAUGCUCUUCAAACAAAUCUAAGGCGGGAAACAGCAAGUGUGCUCCCCAGGACAAUGACAUGCGAUGGAACAGAUACCUACAAUCUCUUAAAGAACGGGGCUUCUUCAGGGGGGAGAUUGAGGGUUCCAAACUCUACCAACAGUUAAUGAGUGAUGCCAGACAGUUUUACACUGACCAGUUACAGGCAGACUUGAGAGAGGGAAGCAAAAGGAACACAGGAGGUGAGAUCCUCAGGCUGUUGGAUUCUGUAGAGUUUGACAUCGAAGCCAUGAGGAAAGCUGAAGCAGACUUAUCUCCCCCUGAUGAUGAUGGAUGGCUGAAUUUGACACCCGAGACCUUGGACGACAUGAUGAGGAAGAAAGCUGGUCCUAAUAGCACUGAAAAGUCCUCUAAUGGCAAAGACCCAAUCGACCUUUCAAAGGUUGCAGACAGCAUGAAGGCCUUCGUAGAGAAAAUAUCAGGCGUGGAUGGAGUAGAAAUUCCUGUUGAAGGUGAAGAUGAUGAUGACGAUGAUAUCCAGUUUGACAGUACUGGGUUUAUAUCAGCCAUGCAGAAAAUGUUUGAGUUUGAUGACAAUGACAGUGGGUCAAGCUCUGACAUGAGUGAGUACGGCUGGGAAGACUCGGACCAGGACUUUGAUGACCAACCUCCAAGUGGGAAGCCAUCCAAACAUAAACAUAAAGCUGCCGUGCCCACAGUUAAAGACUACAUGGACUUGAUGGACCGUGAACUGGCUCCCACCAAUGUGGGCAAGAGUUUUGAGAAGGAACCACAGGCAGAGAAUGGUCCACACACACAGCCAAAGACGCCAACAAACAAAUCCCAGAACAUUAACAGAGACAUUGAUGACGAAGAUGACGAUUUCCAGCCGGUCAACAUAGAUGUAAACACGGUGAAGAACAUGCUGGAGUCUAUUGGUGCCCAGCAGGGUCUGGCAGGCCCCGCCUCCAACAUACUUAACUCUAUGGGUGUCAACGUUCCCCAGCCUAACGCCGAGGACCGGGAGGAAAAUGUAGCUCCUGUUCCACCUCCCAGAAAGAGGACACCGAAGUCUGUCCCAACCAAAAGGCCAAGUUCAAGGUCAACACCCUCAUCCAUAUCACUGUCCAGCAGCAAUAAUGCAGCCCCUGUCAAAAAGGAAACAAACGUCUGACUGACCCGACUUCCAUACAGAGUUUGAAAAUUGCAUGAAACAUCAACCUUUUAUUGAAGGUUAUCACAAAUCAAGAUUUCAACUUCAUCAUCCAAUCUCAACUUAAGCAUCCAUAAACGUGAUUGGAGUGGUGCCAAAUUAAAACAUUGUAAAUCUUGGUGAUUUGAAGCUGGUUUCUUCCAAAGAAAGAUAACUCCAUCUUAAAUGAGUUUGAUGCAGACGGGGAAAUGACUCAAGUCAUCAGAUGUCACAAUAGAAUGACAGCGCAGGAUAAAAUGUGGAGAAAUCUCAGUUUCCUAGUCAUUAAAGGUCUACAGGACGUUCAAUAAGUCUCUCCAAUGGACCAAACAGGUGCCAGGUCAUCGUAUUACCUACACACAGGUGUGACAGAUAAUACUUACACACAGGUGUGACAGAUCAUACUUACACACAUGUGUGGGGGUGAAGCAAUCUACAUUUUGACUUAUGAACUGUAAUUUUCAUUAUCCUUUGACAUUAUGAUAAUUAUUAUAUCCUGUCUGAAUUCAAUCAUUUAUUUUUUCCAAUUCAAACUUUAUACAAAGUAUCCAGACAAUUUAAGUGGAGUGUUUUUCGACUAGUUUGUGUUUUGAAAUCAUGCCUUGAUAUCCUGCUUCAUUGAUGUGGCUGUGUUGAUAUUAACACAAACCAUAGCUACCUUGAAAUACAGUAGUUGUGUUGAUAUUUACACAAACCAUAGCUACCUUGAUUAUCACAAAUACAGUAGCUGUGAUUACACAUUUCACACAGUAGCUGUGUUGAUGAUUACACAUUACACACAGUAGGUGUGUUGAUUAUUACACAUUACACACAGUAGCUGUGUUGAUGAUUACACAUUACACACAGUAGCUGUCAUGAUGAUUACACACUGUAGCCGUGUUGAUAACACACAUACAUUAGGAGUGUCAAUUACACAGACAUUAGUUAUGUUUAUCAUUGUUGAUAAAAUUUAAUGUUUAUAUUAAAAGAGUAUUCAGUAUAGAUAUAUUGUGUUAAAGAACUAAAUGUACUUUGAUUAUUUAAUGUCAAAUCAAUAAUGAAAACUUAAUGAAAACUUAUAUAACGUAGAAUAAUCUCAUGUUAUAGUGCUCAAACAUAAAUUAAAGCAUUAUCUAAAUACUGUAAAACCUUGAUAUAGUGCCCUACAUUCUAUUUUCUACAGCUCAACUGUAGGUCGCAUUUUCAUUUGUUUUAUUAACAAUUUCUUCAGCUAUUUCCUUUAAUAUAUCACCAAACCCCUAAAUACAGCCAAAAUUUCUCUGGAAAAAUAGUGGUAGUAUAAUAAGGUUUUACUGUCACGUGAUAGCUAUACCUUACAAAAGAUAUUUAGGUCAUACUUUGGUCAAUAAUUAUUACUAUUACUUUCAUAUAUUGUAAUUUGCUCACAAUUGGAAAAUGAACCAUAACUGUUGAAAUCCGUCUCUGGUCAAUUUAGAGGUACAAUAUGGUGAUAACAUACUUUUUAUUUGUUUAUACAGAGAAAUUUGUUGUGAGACUUCGUUUUACAUUUUGUUGAUGCUGUAAGUACUGUAAAAGUGCACAGUUUUGUGUAUGGACACUUUGAUUCACAUUUUGACACUUCAAACUAGUCUCGGCUCGGAAAUUUCCAUGUAUUUUUGUUUCAAUGUACUGGUGAAACAUACAUUUGUUGUGUCGUUCUUCAUAAACUUAUCAAAUAUUUGUGUUGUCAUAUGUAAUGAUUUAAAAUUAGGAAACAUUAACCACGAGUAUUUUUUCCUAGUUUUAUUUUCAUGUUACACGUAUCAGUUAUCAGACAAGUAUAUAUAUAAUCAACACUCCUGAUGACAUGAUUCUAUAUACAUAUACAUUGUUGUAUGUAUAAUUUCUCAUGUCGAUAUGUUUGCGUCAUUAAUUGUGUAUGUCAACAUUACUACACUGAACUAUUUAAAUUGAUGGGGGGAAAAUGUGAAAAUUUCCAUAUGACAAAAAUUUACACUUUCACGGUGUUUUGUAUUAUUUUUUUACUAUUUUAUGAGGUAAAUUAGAAUAGGUCGUAUUUUGUUGUGCCAUUCCUUAUUAUUAAGUAUGCAAUACAAAAUGUUGUUUUACUUUUUAUAUUUCCCCUUCUUGUUUAUGCAUAAUGAUUUAUUCUCUUCUAUUUGCAAUGUAGGAAUGAUAGAUAUUUGUAUAAACAUCAUCACCAUGAUAAAAUCACUUUUACAUGUACUGGUAAUAAGUAAAUUCUAUUUACAGAUUUUGUCCAAUUCUGUUUUAAUCUUUUUAAUGUCUGUAUAAUCUAUGAAAACGCAAGAUGUAAUCAAAUGGUCACUGGCCAAAAGCAGCAACUGUUACGUGGGUUUGUAGUGAAUUUUGUUUAUAUUUAUUUGCAUAAUAUGUCUCUAUAUAUAUAGCAUACCUUGCUGGAAAUUUCUUAUGGUGACACACAGUAAAUUUUAUGAAAGUGUUAUUUUCAUGUUGAAAUUAUGUAUCAUUAUUGUAAAGGUGAAAAUACAAAAUUGAAUGCCUAUCAACAGAAACCAUUUCAAUUACACGUGCUCAGCAAUCUAGAAACUCUAAGUCAAUGUUGCACUAAUUCAUAAUUUUUACGCGCAAGUACCAAAAAAUAACAGUUUGCAUAAUCAUUGAUGUAGAUUGUGCUCAACAUUACUCAUGGGUAUAUGUACUCAAAAUCUAACUUGAUGAAUACAUACAUUUGUACGUAGAAAUGUUAUACAGGGUUUCUUGCCUUGUGUGCUGUGUACUAAGUUUAAUUCAAACAACAUGUCAUACUGUCCUACUCUACUGCUGCAUGGCCGUGAUUUAUGAGUACUGAGCAUGAACUUAUUACCGGUAAAAUAUGGUGUAUACAUUUUAAUUCCUGAAGAUCGUGUGCGCCACAGAAAGUAGUUCACUGUCUUGUAUCAUUACUACAAUAACAGUAUUCAAUCUACAGAGCCCUGUAGUAAUGCUAGGUGUUUAACUACAUAACUGUUGUGUUUACCCUUGGCACAUAGAGCAACAGAGUAUGACAUCUGGAUUAGGUUAAAGUAUGUACUGUAGAUUACUUGUAUUUUGCAAUGUAUUUAUCUAUAUAUUUUAAUUUCAAUGGCAAAAUUGAGAAUCAUGCUAAAAUAACAACACACUCUAUCUAAACCAGACUCUGUACAAUUUGACUAUUUUUCUAAAGCAGUCUAACAAUUUGGUUCAGACAAUGAGUAACAAGUUAACCCUAUACAAUACAAAACUCUGAAAACUUGUCGAACUAAUUGGUUCAGACAAUGAGUAACAAGUUAACUUUACAAUACAAAACUCUGAAAACUUGUCGAACUAAUUGGUUCCAGGGGUGUUCGGUUUAGACAGUGUUGUGUAUUUCUUCAUAACAGUGACGAAAGACAUUAUAUUCUCCUCAUGAAUGAGUACUGACAAAUGAGUUUGCAUAAUAAAAUGUGCAAGAAAUAUAAGCCAUCUACAUACAGUAUCGCCAUGGGUUUUUUUUGUGUUUUUUUUAAACUUGUCAAACAUUCCCUUCAUAUCCAUAGCUCACUAAUGUGUUCCUGUCGUGUACUUCAUCAUAAGUUAAUGUGUACAGACAUAUCCUGGUUGGCUUUGUGUAAACAAACAUGUACAGAUGUAUGGAUGUUCUGCUAUUCUGAAAUCUUUACACUUUACUUCCACAUAAAAUUUCAAUGAUUGCCAAACUAAACCAAAAUUACAGUAUUUGUAAUUUUAUUGACGUUGACAUUUAUCAUUUUAUACACAAGAUGUUUAUUUCAUUGUUUAUUUAGAGCCAUUCUUACGGUAAUAUUAGAAAAUAGUACUAGUAGAACACAAGUAAAGCAGGCCUACUUCUGUGUGUAGUAUGUGGUUAAGUUCAGUCCUGUGUUCAAUCUCUGUUUUUGACCACAUUUUAGAGUUGAUAGCCUUGCUAUUAUGUCUGAUGAUACGGUCAUUGUUUUUUAUCAUUGGUUACUAAAUGAAGUUAUUCUACUUCAAUGACAAUAUGAAGUUUAACAUUGAUAAAAUCAUCUUGUUUUUUAAAUGUUGAUGUUUUAACCAUUCAUAAACGAUCAUGGUUGUUGUUUGAACAUGUUGAGUAUUUGAAAUAUAUUGAUAAUAAGCAUUAGACUUACUUACAUAUUGUUAAAUGAUUUUAGAAACUAAAUAUGCAGUAGGAUAUGUCUGUAUUUUAAAUCCAGCUUCCAUGAACUAUCAUCUGUGAAUGUAAACAUAAAUCUCACAGAAUCUCACAUGUUUAGUACAGCACAGUAUAUACAAAUCACCACAGCUUAAUUACUUCAUCAAUUUUACUUUGAGAACAACUUACACCUUGGUAUCUCAUCCUUUAUACGUUGAACCAAACAUACCAAGGUACUUCAGCAUUCUGUGGUAUAAAAUCUAGAAAACUCGGGUUUGUUUCCCUGGCACAAACAUACAUCUCUACCUUGGAACUUUAUCAUUUAUAAAUUGGAACAAUCAAAACCUUGGUAAAACAGCUUUCAUACCUUGGCUCAAAACAUAUCUAAGCACACUGUCGUUUAUACCAUGGCACUGAACAUCCGUAGUUGUUUCUACAUUUAUGACUUGGUACAUACCUGAGAGUGUCCUCAUUCACACAUCGGUACCAACACACAUGGGCACCUCAUUGUUUAUACCUUUGCACAAACAUUCCUACUUACCACAAAGUACAAACAUGCCUAGGCACACAAGUUCUUUGCUUGACACGAGAACUCAGGUUUUUAGAAAUACUUUGGCAUAUAUUUCGGCACUUCAGCAUUCACACCAUAAAAAAGUUCCACUUUUAUAAUCGUCACAAAACAUUUUAUCUUAACAUCGUUUAUACUUCAAACAGAAUGUCGUAUCUUUUAUAAUUGAUUAGUUAAUUGUAAUUAUACCCUGACCAAGAAUAUUGUUGUACACCUGGACACAGAAUAUUGUGUUUAGACACCUCGGGUUUCGUGUCGCUGGGGAUCUCCCCGACCCAUGAUUUUAGGGCGACGCGUCAGAAGGACUGUGAUUUACAAGCAUGAUGAUUGAAGUUCAUCGAGUGGUUUCUAUUUGUAGUGAUCAGCAUGGUAUUUUGUGUUCAGCAGUUGUAUGUUUAUACAGUGCAGAUUUGUGUUCCUGUUUGUUCAUUAGUGUUUCUCGUUGCUGCUUUGUUUGUAUAGUUUGUUUCUACAAAAUUGAUCUUUUUGAUUGUGUUGCCAGAGUUGACUAGAUUGUUUGCUGUAUUUGAAAGGUUGCCAUCCCAUCAGAACCAAGUGGUUUUAAUAUGGAACUGUAAGAUUUUGAUCUCUAUUGAUGUUAUUUAAUGCAAAGACAAUUUGGCUACAAUUUAAAUUGGAAUUAAUUUCGGUCACGUGCCACAUUGCACCUUUUUACUGAAGGGACAACGUUCUACUCUGUGUUGUCACUAAGAGCCAAGCUAUACAUUUUAGCCUCGAGUCUUUGAAUUUACUGAAAUGCCUCUUCACAAAUUAAUAUUGACAACAACGUUUACGGAAGGGAUAUUAUUUGCUAAAAAAAAACAUGUUUCAUGGUUUUCAUAUUCAGUGAAACAAACCUGUUUGUAAUUAACAGUAAAAUAAAUGCAAUUAAGUGUUCAUUGUAUUCCCUGAAUAUUGAGAACUAAAUUUAAAAAGGAAUUAUUUGACAAUUUAUAUCGUUAUGCGAUACUGCAGUAUCCAGUGAGAAAGUUAGUCCGCUCUUGGAAACAACUGAAAAGUGGUAACAAUCGUACGUUUCCUAAUCUGGUUGUUGUUGGUUGUGUGAUUAUUUAGCUGCUUCUGUAGUGCUUGUGAACCUCGUUUAUAACGCUGCUUCUGUAGUUCUUGUGAACCUCGUUUAUAAUGCUGCUUCUGUAGUGCUUGUGAACCUCGUUUAUAAUGCUGCUUCUGUAGUGCUUGUGAACCUCGUUUAUAAUGCUAUCUCUGUAGUGCUUGUGAACCUCGUUUAUAACGCUGCUUCUGUAGUGCUUGUGAACCUCGUUUAUAACGCUGCUUCUGUAGUGCUUCUGAACCUCGUUUAUAACGCUGCUUCUGUAGUGCUUGUGAACCUCGUUUAUAAUGCUGCUUCUGUAGUGCUUGUGAACCUCGUUUAUAAUGCAAUAGAUUACCUGUUUCUAGUCAACAUAAUACCUGUACAUGUCAUGUAUUUCAGUCAAAUUAUGACAAAGAUGAUCUUGUGACAGAGAAGUUCAAUAGAGGUUGUAAAAUAAUUAUCUCUGUGGUAUAUAGUAAACAUGUACUACCGCUACAGGUAUAUACAGCAUCACAAGUGAGUUAAUCUAUAGAGUAGUUUGUUAUAAUUUACAUGCAUUAAGAGAAAUUUUCGUUCUUUGUUGCUUAUGUGAAAUAUUGUGAUUGCUGUGUGAUAAAGAUUCUGUAAACAACUGUUUUUUUGCUAGAGAUUAAUCUACGCAAUAAUUCUGGAGGAAACUUGUUCAUCAGUUAAAAAAAAAUCCAGAAUAUUAUUUUCAGAACAAAUAUAAUUAAUACUGUAAUAGCGCCCCUUAUUCGAGAUUUCAAGUAUUGGUAAAUACAAAAUACUGGCUUAGUUAUUGAAAAAAAACCAGGUUAAAAUAGAGUGACUUCAUCUUUCUCAAUGUUAAUUUAUGUUUAAAUGGGACAUUUGUUUAUAAGAACAGGGUUAGAAUGUAUUCAUGUGUACAACAUACUGUAAAAGGGGAAAUUUUCGCAUUGAGUGGAUUGACACGAAAAUAUCCACACGGAACUAUGUAAUUAUAGAUAAAUGGAAUAUAGAGAUUUCAGAACGCGAAAAUAUCAACACCGCGAUCGGUUUAAAGGGUCACAAUGUGAACAUAUCCACACGCGAAAAUUUCCACUUUUACAUUAUAAUUGAUUUGUUAUUAGAUGUUCGCUCUGCACAGCAGAAAAGUGCAUCGAGUGGUCACACAGAUUAACCCACGAGAUGGAAUGUAACCUAUAUGCCCACAAUUUGCAUUAUAAAUAAGUGAUCAUGACAUAUUUUGAGGUUACUUGAAUUUUAUUGUUGAUUGUAAGAGUUAUUUGUCAUUAUUAUACAUGCAUAACACUUGUCAAUAGAACAUUAAAAUAUCUGUCUAGCCAA
This is a messenger RNA of Mizuhopecten yessoensis (Yesso scallop), 9252 nucleotides long. RefSeq names its product protein ecdysoneless homolog. Gene Ontology annotation, cellular component: nucleus. NCBI's taxonomy places the organism in Eukaryota, Metazoa, Mollusca, Bivalvia, Pectinida, Pectinidae. The transcript is spliced from 14 exons. The record is from RefSeq and is a predicted model, not a curated record. The coding region runs from base 100 to 2187 and encodes 695 amino acids.